CAGCAGCUCUCCCAGGCGCCCGAACGCCUCCCCCCUCCCCGACGCCACCACCAGUGCGCGCGCUGCAGGCCAGCAGCGGCAGCCGCAGCCGCGCGGCCAGGAGCCUCGGCGGCGGCACCCGGGGCGCCGCCGUCGGCGGCGAGGUCGUCAUAUGGUCUGCACCAGGACCAGCGGCACGCCGGGGCCGCACGCGAGCCUCAGCGCGGCCACCCAGCGCCUCCGCGGCCUCCAGCCCCGCCGCGUCCCCGGCGGCGAGCGCGACCACGCCUUGGCCGCCCGCAGGCGCCCCGCGUCGGCCGCCGCAGGGCCGCCGCCGCCGGGCAGGUCCCAGAGGUGGAGGGUCACGUCCCGCAGGGUGCCGGACGCGGAGCGCACGGUGGCCCGCGCCUCGGAGAAGUGCGGGACCAGGGUGCUUCUCUCCUGUGA
Molecule: messenger RNA, 426 nt
Organism: Prorocentrum cordatum
Lineage: Eukaryota; Dinophyceae; Prorocentrales; Prorocentraceae
Source: the annotation of a GenBank genome assembly